This is a messenger RNA of Sphaerulina musiva SO2202, 1012 nucleotides long. RefSeq lists its product as uncharacterized. The transcript is spliced from 4 exons. The record is from RefSeq and is a predicted model, not a curated record. Bases 96 to 728 code for a protein of 210 amino acids. Gene Ontology annotation, biological process: regulation of DNA-templated transcription. Lineage: Eukaryota; Fungi; Ascomycota; Dothideomycetes; Mycosphaerellales; Mycosphaerellaceae. Gene Ontology annotation, molecular function: zinc ion binding; DNA-binding transcription factor activity, RNA polymerase II-specific.
GUAAAACUCCUCCUCGGUGCUAGUCUAGUCGUCUCUUCCAAACUCUGCUCAUCAUUCUUGGAGUGAAAGCCGCCGCCGCGCCAGCCGUAUUCGCGAUGGGGUCUUUUCAACAGCCAGGCUAUAUGCCACAAGCAGACUGGAACCACGAGGGCGUGGCACAGAUCUAUGCCCCAGACUUUCCGGGUAAUGAGCACCCAGAAGGAUCGGGCUACAGCUUCACUAGCGACUCGACCACUGGAUCGACACUGGUUUAUGGCUACAGCCCGCAGAGUAUUCCGGCAACAGAUUUUCAUCUCCCGGGUGCCCCAGCAAGCGCGGGGAAACACUUGACCUCGCAUCGUUCAGCCACGACCACCGGAGUGGAGGAGGAGAAGCACUCGAGAAGAAUCAAGCGCACAAGAACGGCAUGUGAAGAGUGUCGAAAACGCAAACAGAAGUGUGAUGGGGGCGAACCUUGUCAGUCGUGUGAUGAACAGAGUACGGAUUGCAAGUAUCGUGAUGUUCCUCCAACGAAGAAAGACGACUCGAUGGAGAAGAUGGUCAAAAUUGCAGAGAAUUAUAACAAGACGCUGGCAACUCUGAACAGCGACAUUGACAUGAUGAACGCCACGCUCCGCGGUAUUGAGGCUCGAUUGAGCUACGGUUUGUUCCCUUGGCAGCGACAAGACGGCUACGCAGACCACAGCCCAUCGAGCUUAUCGUCUUCUUUUCGGCGGGAGUCGGAGUAGCAUUAUGAAUUGCAAACCAUUGCGUGACGACGGUAGUGGCAGUCCCUGCACAGGUCGAGCGAUUCGCGUCUGCGGGGCCGGGGUGUGAAAGACGUCUCUCAUAUAUUGGCAUCGAUUGGUGCAGGUAAUUACGGCCGUUGGUAGCAGAUCGCGCAUCAGGUAGCUUCAUAUCUGCGGGCGGCGUUAUGGAAAGGCUACUAGGUUCCCGUCUGUUGGAGUUAUUCAAUUUCAUAUUGGCGAAUUCACGAAUGGCCAAUCGGCUCGUCCGCGUGCGCUGCACUGCC